CUUAGCAAUGCUACCGCACCACCACGAUAGCACACUAGCAAGUCGACUUCAUUUGCCAACUGUCACAGUCGGUGCCGUUUCCAUACACUCUGUUUAACUAUGCCGUCGUACUUGGUCACAGGAGCCAACCGAGGCCUUGGGCUUGCCAUGGUCAAAGAGCUUCUCAAAGACCCACAAAACGUGGUGGUGGGGACCGCACGCGAUCCGGGACGAUGCGAAGCGCUUGAGGCGUUGACCAAAGAGUACCCAAGCGAUCGGUUCGCGAGCGUCGCCUUAAAUCUCCUUGUCAAGUACACCAUAGACAAAGCGGCGGAAGACACGGCUGCGCUGUUGCCAAAUGGCCUGGAUUACCUGGUCAAUAACGCGGGGGUCUGCCAUCAGAACGUCGUACCAUUUGAAUCCGUCGAUAUGGAUGUGCUCGUGGAGGAGCUACACGUGAACACGGCGGCACCACUAUAUCUACUCCAGAAGUUCCUCCCGCUGAUUCGCAAGGGUUCUGAGAAGAAGGUGAUGCUCAUAUCAUCGUGCCUGGGAUCACUGGAGGCCGCACCUAUGUUCCUUGGGUGCAGUGAUAGCUAUUCGCUGACGAAAGCGGGCCUCAAUAUGUUGGGACGCAAAUGGGGUGCGCUUCUGAAGGAGGAGGGCGUGACAGUAGUAGUUGUCCACCCAGGAUGGAUUGACACCGACAUGGGCAGUCAUAUCGAGGACUGGGUAGCGCAACAUGCUCCUGAAACUCGGAAGCUGCCCCCUUCAGAGUCUGCUGAGGGGUGUCUCAAAGUCUUUCAGAUAGCAAAGCUCGAGAAUGCAGUUGAAUACUACACAUGGGAUGGUACAAAUUUGCCUUGGUAAUCCGAGUCAUCAGUAUACGGACUACUUAUCCGCAUCGUAACCUGUAUUGUAGGCGACGGUUAUUGUUGAACCCAAGUCGAACGGCGAGUGCACUGCAUGCAGAUCGUAAGUCCGCUAUGUAUGAUGAAUAUAUCAUGGGGCGCAGGUCGGGCUAUUGACCUAGCUUCUUCGAGGACACGCAUUGGAUGCAAUCCACAACUGUGGCUGUCACUCUCAAUGACAAAU
Messenger RNA from Rhodofomes roseus, 1074 nucleotides. RefSeq lists its product as uncharacterized. Gene Ontology annotation, molecular function: oxidoreductase activity, acting on the CH-OH group of donors, NAD or NADP as acceptor. Bases 100 to 849 code for a protein of 249 amino acids. Lineage: Eukaryota; Fungi; Basidiomycota; Agaricomycetes; Polyporales; Fomitopsidaceae. The transcript is spliced from 5 exons. The record is from RefSeq and is a predicted model, not a curated record.